This is a messenger RNA of Salarias fasciatus (jewelled blenny), 1347 nucleotides long. RefSeq names its product extensin-like. Bases 1 to 1347 code for a protein of 448 amino acids. NCBI's taxonomy places the organism in Eukaryota, Metazoa, Chordata, Actinopteri, Blenniiformes, Blenniidae. The transcript has 3 exons. The record is from RefSeq and is a predicted model, not a curated record.
AUGGGGGACCUGUUAAAGUUCUGGUCCAGGAGGGAGGCUGGGGCCCCGCCUGGUCCCGCCUGGUCCCACCUGGUCCCACCUGGUCCCACCAGGGCCCCGCCUGGUCCCGCCUGGUCCCACCAGGGCCCCGCCUGGUCCCGCCUGGUCCCACCAGGGCCCCGCCUGGUCCCGCCUGGUCCCGCCUGGUCCCACCUGGUCCCGCAGGGCCCCGCCUGGUCCCGCCUGGUCCCACCAGGGCCCCGCCUGGUCCCACCAGGGCCCCACCUGGUCCCACCUGUUCCCGCAGGGCCCCGCCUGGUCCCGCCUGGUCCCGCCAGGGCCCCACCUGGUCCCGCCUGGUCCCGCCAGGGCCCCACCUGGUCCCGCCUGGUCCCACCAGGGCCCCGCCUGGUCCCGCCUGGUCCCACCUGGUCCCGCAGGGCCUCGCCUGGUCCCGCCUGGUCCCACCAGGGCCCCGCCUGGUCCCACCAGGGCCCCGCCUGGUCCCGCCUGGUCCCACCUGGUCACACCUGGUCCCGCCUGGCCACACCUGGUCCCGCCAGGGCCCCGCCAGGGUACCACCUAGGCCCCAUCAGGGCCCCGCCAGGGCCCUACAGGCACCCAACAUCUGGAACCCACACCCCCCAACAUCUGGAACCCACACCACCCAACAUCUGGAACCCCCACAGCACCCAACAUCUGGAACCCACACCCCCCAACAUCUGGAACCCACACCCCCCAACAUCUGGAACCCACACCCCCCAACAUCUGGAACCCACACCACCCAACAUCUGGAACUCACACCACCCAACAUCUGGAACCCACACCCCCCAACAUCUGGAACCCACACCCCCCAACAUCUGGAACCCACACCCCCCAACAUCUGGAACCCACACCACCCAACAUCUGGAACUCACACCACCCAACAUCUGGAACCCCCACAGCACCCAACAUCUGGAACCCACACCCCCCAACAUCUGGAACCCACACCACCCAACAUCUGGAACCCCCACAGCACCCAACAUCUGGAACCCCCACCACCCAACAUCUGGAACCCACACCCCCCAACAUCUGGAACCCCCACACCCCAACAUCUGGAACCCCCACAACCCAACAUCUGGAACCCCCACAGCACCCAACAUCUGGAACCCCCACACCCCAACAUCUGGAACCCACACACCCCAACAUCUGGAACCCCCACCCCCCAACAUCUGGAACCCCCACCACCCAACAUCUGGAACCCCCACACCACCCAACAUCUGGAACCCCCACCCCCAACAUCUGGAACCCCCACCACCCAACAUCUGGAACCCCCACACCACCCAACAUCUGGAACCCCCACCACCCAACAUCUGGACCUCAUGGUGA